AUGUCUGAUUCUUCACUUGCAGGAACAAAUACAGCAGCGACAUCUGAUAUUUCUACAUUCGUAGCAGAAAAAGGAAAUAAUAAUAAAGCAGAAUUAUUGUCGUCAAUACUAAAGACACAAAGAUUUUUAAAAGAAUGUGGUUAUAAAAAAGCAAUUAUCGAUGAAUCUAGCAUAUUAUUAGAAUUGCCAAACAAUCAUAAAUUUCAGGUACAAGUCGUUGAUAUAGAUCACAAUAAAGAUAAUAUUGAUGAUAAUGAUGGUGAAGUAACAGAAGAUGAUGUUUAUCACUACGGUUAUGAAAGUGAUAAAACAAUUGAUAUUAUUGAGGAUGAGGAGGAUGAAAAGGAUGAGGAAAUACAAGAUCAGUUAAUCCAUAACUAUGGUGGAGAAAAGGUAGUUCCUGAUGAGGAUUAUGUAUUGCAGAUUUGA
Messenger RNA from Rhizophagus irregularis DAOM 181602=DAOM 197198, 429 nucleotides. RefSeq lists its product as uncharacterized. The record is from RefSeq and is a predicted model, not a curated record. NCBI's taxonomy places the organism in Eukaryota, Fungi, Glomeromycota, Glomeromycetes, Glomerales, Glomeraceae.